Talaromyces stipitatus ATCC 10500 is the source of this 3143-nucleotide messenger RNA. RefSeq lists its product as uncharacterized. The coding region runs from base 193 to 2919 and encodes 908 amino acids. The transcript has 6 exons. NCBI's taxonomy places the organism in Eukaryota, Fungi, Ascomycota, Eurotiomycetes, Eurotiales, Trichocomaceae. The record is from RefSeq and is a predicted model, not a curated record.
GCCUCGAAAAAUCAUUAGACAUCAACAAUGUCUUUCAGAGACCGGACAACAGAUUGAUUCGUUUGACCCUGGAUCUAUGUGUUGCUCCGUCAUGCCCGUCGCUAUAGAUGCUCUGUUCUGUGCCGCUAUACCCUCCUGAAACAGAUUCUCGGAAAUAAAAAAGGGUUGUCUCGCGACAGCACCUGGUUCACGAUGGCUGGUGCCGAGCUUUCUCAAAGUCUGUUAGAUAUCAUCUCUUCUCUCACACAAGAUGAUAUCCCAUUCAAACUACGUUGCGCCAUUUGCAACAACCUGGCAAUCAAUGCAUUUCGCCUGCCAUGCUGUGACCAGGCCAUAUGUGAAAGUUGCCAGGCGUCACUACCCGAAAGCUGCCCAGUCUGCGAGCAUAACCCUGUCUCUCCCGAUCUGUGCAAGCCGAACAAAGCGCUUCGUACCACACUGAAGGCCUUCCUGCGAACAGAAGAGAAGAAGCGAGAGAAAGAUCGGCCACCUACUACACCAACUGUGACAGCAGCUCCGGCUGCGGUAUCCAAUGUUCCUGUCGAGGCCAAAGAGGAAACGGCCGUCUCUGCGCCGACGAACUCGGAUAAUGCUGUGUCGGAGGAAGCCAUACCAGCUGAACCUGCUUCCGCCGGAGAUAUUGAGAAAACAGUUGAUGAGAACGACGCCGUGACUAGAGCUCCACCCCUCCAGGAGAAUGGAAGCUUGGUUCCUGCGGACAAAAAUGAAAUCGAUCCUACCUCAGCGGAUAGCGUGUCAGUCGAUGCUAAAGCUAUCGACAGUACCGAUGCCCAGCCUUCGCAGUCGGAAGGCGAAACGAACCCCGUGUACCCAAACAUGGGAGUCGGCAUGGCACAGGGUAUGAUGCCUGGUAUGGGGUGGGCUGGUCAGGAUAUGGGUGCGAUGGCAAAAUUCAUGCCUGCUGCUAUGGGUAAUUUUCAAAACACCAUGGGAAUGCCUGGAAUGGGUCCGAUGAAUGCGGCUCAAGGAAUGUUCGGAGGUUUUGGUAUGACCAUGAAUAAUAUGAGCAAUGGCAUGAAUAUGGGAUAUGGUACAGAGCAGCAAAUGUAUAACAAUUGGGACAACUCUCAAAACAAUAUGUACAAUCCAAAUCCGUACUCGAAUGGUAUGGGCCAAGAUUAUGGUGCCUCUGGAUAUGCUGGAUACAUCAACGGGAACUAUUCUCAAAUGCAGCAAUACCCUAACCAAAAUUUCCAAAAUGGCUAUUAUGGAAAUGGCCCUGGAUAUAUGAGAGGCGUGGGACGAGGCCGUGGUCGCGGUUAUUAUCGUGGCCGUGGUGGGUAUGAUCAUGCUAACUACUACCAACAGAACUACCGAAAUAAUGUAUCUCAGGGCCCCAUGAACCAGGAAGCAGGGGGACAAACUGAAGAUGAUAUUAAAAGGUUCAACAACGAGCUAGCUCCGGGUGGCGGUGGUGAUGAUUAUUUAACAGACGGCCCGCCCAAAGAUAGUACUACCAUAACUGGACCAGAAAAUGGGAAGGACUCAAACGUCGUUGACAGUACAGACCGGACUGAUAUGUUGCCCGAUUCUAAUAUCAAUGGUGAACCUGCUGGCCAUGAUGGAGAUUCUACGAGCCAAUUACAAGGUAUUCCUACUAUUGACAGUAUUGAUAACGAUUCAUCUAUGGAUUACUCAAGAGGGCCAAUGCCGGUCAUGGAUCACGGAUAUGGUCGUGGUAGAGGUUUUGGUCGGGGAGGAUUCAUGACGCACCGCGGUGGUUUCUACAAUAUCAACAUUCAAGGUCCACCUACUGGACAGGGUGUCGCUGGGGCUCCGGUCGCUCCCCGCGCUAUGCGUGAGGGCGGCAAUAGGAGCCGAUUCUCUGGGUCGAGGCGAACUGCUUCAAUUUCGCAGACGGCCGAGAACAGCUCACGCGGCGCAACCCCGUCAAUAGCACAAGAGAACAUGGUUCCGCACUCACCUUCUGUUGUCGAACACAAAACAUGUUCACCAUCACCGUCCAGAGAAAGGUCUCCCAGGCGAUCGCACCCUCAAUCACCACCUACUCCAGAAUCUCGACAAUCCCGGGCUCAUCGCAGAGAUCGAUCUGAAUCUGCGCAUGAUAGUAUUGACGACGACAAAGAAGCUCGAAAAGAUCGCCAUGGACGAUCCCACCGAGAUGAGAGAGACUUUGACUCGCGCUCGCAGUCGCGGUCACGCUCACCAUCGCAGACAGCUCGACGCUCAUCCCAUCGUUCCGGAAAGGAUGGGGUUCAUAAGUCUAGCCAUCGGUCAUCCAGACUUCGCCGUCGUGGCAGCCGCAGUGAAAGUCGGCAUCGUGAUCGUAAUCGCGGAUCUGCCACCAUGGCCACAAAUGGUGACGACAAAUACGAUCUUGCGAGACGGAUAACGAAUGCCCAGCGACUUGGUAAAGGCUCUUCGUCAAGUCGCCAUGAAAAGGAAUCGCGCAAGCGUGAUCGUCAUGAAAGCGACCGUGGUACUGAUCGGGAGAGAGACCGCCGUCGAGAGCGGGACAAACCGCGUGACAGGGAUCAUGAACGAGACCGUGGGAAAGAUCGCAAACGUUCCCGUCGCGAGCGUUCCCAGUCAGGCGAUGAGAGCGACUCUUCACAUCGUCAUUCCCGUCCCUCCAAGCGUAGCCAUCGUGAUGGUGGUUAUGAUGUCGUUGAAAAAGAAAGCAGCAGACCUUCAGAAAGAGAAAGCGAUCGCACAGACUCGAGCAAAGAUCCACAUACAUUAGAGCGCGAAGCUCGCAAUCGGGAGCGGUUGGUGAAGGAGAAACAACGUCGGGAUGCAAUGACUACAGAGCAUCGUGACAGCAGGAACCCCCGCCGUCAGCAUGAAAGUGGACGAAGACUCAAUUACAAAUACGAAGGUGACGAUGAUGACAUGUCUCGCGUCGAGAAAGAGCGUGAGGCUGGUCGGUGGAGAUAGUUUCUAUCUUUGUCUCGAGGACUAUCUUCAGAUGUAUAGACUGAAAACAAUCAAUAUAUCUUCUCCUGCAAUCUUGCAUCUCUAGUAGCUAGUCCUAUUCAAAGUUGAAAGCGGUACUUGAAUGGGGAAUAGCAUCGAAGACCUCAGAAGCAGACGAGAAGUCUGCCCUCCAUGUCUGACCAUCUUAGCAUUGGGAAUCAGGAAGAAUUAAAUAUAGAUGAAUA